AGCGCCCUGUGGGCACGGACUCCUCUGCCUACGUCGUGGAUAAUGAACCCGCAACUGCCUCGGGGGCGUUUGUGAUUCUCACGAGCAACCGGCUGUGCCGCCGCAGUUGAAAGCGCCUCGACUUGCGCGCUCCGGAUUCGCAUGUGGAAUGCGGGCGCUAACAUGUUGCGUAGCUUUAGAACGGAUGGAUAAAUGAAGGUUGCCAACCCCCGCUUGCUUGUUGUUGUUGUCUCUACAAAUUGCAAUAUUCGGAUUGUAUAACUUAUCACCCGUCUCCCCCACACCCCGCUUGGGUUCGCGACCGUUGCCGAUGGCCUUCGCGUAGGCUUCGGCUACGUAAUCUAGGCGACUCGCGGUGGGGAUUUCGUACGGUGUUGAAUCUGCAUCGACAUUUAAUCAAUUGAUUAAAACAUUUAAAAGUACCGUUCUACUCACAAACGUCCGGUUGGGUUGUCAUAAUGGGUUUCCAUUCUGGUUUAAUAACGUUACGUUUGAAGUUCGUUGAAUGUUGAUAAUGGUCGCGCGAAGGAGAGGCUGUACUUGCCCUAUAACGGGAAUGUGGAAUGGUCACCUUUGGCUCAGGGCUGUACAAAUGUGAGUACCCUACAUUCUGUUUGGAAUGGUAAAACAAAUCGCAUUUCAAUUACUAUUAUGGUCUUAAGACAUUGCAUUGCUGUGUGUGUAAUUUAAGGACGGAACAAUACAAACGAGAGGGCUUUUUGGUCUAUCGAUCUCGUUCGAUUGUUAGCAGCAGAUCGAUGCGUGGCUUGGCGAGUCCCUGUACAUCUGCUUCCACGACACGUGUGGGCAGCCUUUUCAAGACUCCCACCGCUCUCUGCUUAAAAUAAUCGACAUCUCGUAUUUUAUACUUUUUUUUACAAAUCUGCUACGUGUCUCCUUUGGAAGAGCGACUUAUAACUAUGGAAAACUAUGUUUUUGUUCGCAUGAUUGUGUUUUUUUACGCAUUCUAGUUUAUUAAUAAUACCUUUUAAGAAGUUUCUACAAAGUACAUUUGUUUUCCUAUCGUGAUGCACUUACGUAUUGCUAUUUUCGAGGCUCGCAUCGAUCUACAUUUGAUGGUCGACUCCCACAACCUCCUACGAGGCUACAAUUUGCAGGGUGAUGGUGGUACAGCAAGGAAGUUUUUGACCUGCCUGUGUGAAUUUGCUAUGUAGUGUACGCAUGGCUUUUCUUUGAUAUAGUAUUAAAAAAAUGUGUCCAAAACACUUGUUAAAUAUGUGGUGUCUGCAUUGGUAAGCAAAAUGUUGGUACCACUACUCUAAACCAUAUUAUUUCUGAAUAAGUGGUUUGCACAUUUUCAAAUUUCGUUUUCUGCAUUGUUUUUGUUAAUGCAACGGCAUCAGCUGUUUUGUAGUUGUAAUUGAAACCCAAAUUUCCCUUUAAAAAAAAUAAAUUCAUUUAUCUCAUUGGAUUGUUACCUAGUGAUGAAGGCAAUUGUAUAAAAUAUCUGUUUUUGGCUUGAACCCUACACUUGGUUAAUGCACCGCAGAAAUGAUUGUGCUCAGUGGCGAGCUGACUGAUGGCAGUGCUUUACCCUGGCACCUGAGCAGUAACUGGAAGUAGCUCAAGUAUGUGUAAAUACAGUUGUGGGCUUUUGCACAUAGACAAUGAAACCAAACCGUCUUAUUAUACACAUACACUCGACAAAAUUAGUGCCACACUUAUUAUCCAUUUUAGAACAUAACAACUUACAUCAGUAAUUCAUAAUAAAAGUCUUUUGGGUUAGAUAACGUAAAUAUGAAUGUGUCGUUAACCCACCAUCACCCGACAGCCAAUUAGUAAGGUUUAUCAUAAAACGUGCCAAUUAGUUACGACUUUAGUGCACCGCUGUGUUGGAGAGUAUACCCACGAAAUGUACAAUUUGAGUACAACGUUUCGCUGGUAAUUACCACCAGCUUCAUCAGGCGAUUUGCCAGAAUUUUUAAUGUUAGGAAGUCUACCUUUUUCUGGCCUUGAAUAAGAGGGGGUUAAUGUAAUCAUAUACAUUUUAAUGGGGUAUGUUCAUCUGCAAAUAUGCAGUCACUCAAUACCAAUCAUCUACAUGUGUUUGAAUGUAAAUAUUCAUUUAUCACUAGAGCACACAACUUUUUUUUCUAUGGACAUUGACAUAAUUAUUAUAAACUUUCUCACCCCAGAACCAGACAAGGUUGCUGUUUCUCUAUCUGGCAGGACACCUGUCACCCAGCACUAUGGAGGUUGUAUUGGUGAACCAUGCCGAGAUGGAAACUAUUGAGAGGGUCAACAGGGAUCUAUUCGCUGAUCGCCUUCUGCAAAGUGAGCUGCUGGUUUCUCAGCUCAGGGCUGCAGUGCAGGAGAGGGAUUCUCUUCUGCAGCAGAAAGAGACACAGUUGCAGGAGGAGGCAAAGACCCACGAGGCUAAGAUGUCCAAGGUGAAGCUGCAGGCAAGAGCCAAGCUGUCUGCCCGCAUGGAGAACUCGAGACGCUUGAAAAGCAGCGAUUCCUCUGAUGAGGCUGAGUGCCGGGCGAGCGAUCGGGGGAGCGUGAAACGGGGGAAGCUGCUGCUGCUGCGACAUCGUGUUGCUGAGCUCGAGGCAGCGUUGGCCAAGGAGCAACAGAAACAACAACAGCAGCAGCAGGAUGAGCUGGGCAGCAAGGCGAGUGGUGCAGUGCAGGAGCUGCAGCACCAGGUGCAGGCCCUGCAGGAGGCCCUCAGUGAAAAGGAUGAGCUCAUCCAGAGCCGCAUGUGCAUCAUUGAGCUCUUGCAGGAUCAGCUGGGUGAGAUUUCUGCUGCCGUGGGGAGCGAGGGGGACCCACUCGGCCUCCGACAGAGCAACAAUCAGCUCCGGCAGAAGGUGCUGGCAUUGGAGACUGCGCUGCAGCACCGAGAGGAGAGGCACCGGCAGGAGGUGUUCACCCUAACGGCACGGAACGACGCUGCUGAAGACUUCCAGCAGCUGCUGAAGUCUCUGAAGCAGAACCUGCACGAGAAGGAGGAGGUGCUGGCGGCGCGCACACACGUGGUGGAGAUCUUGCAGGCCGAGUUGGAUCAACGAGACGCAACCAUUGUGGACCUGCAGGAGAGUGGACGUCGUGCCCUUGAGCAGCAACGCCUCUCACUGUCCCACCAGAAAGCCGAGAAGCUCAUGCUCACUGUCUGUCUCCAAAACUCCAAUGACCAGCAAGUUCAGCCGAAUGAUCCUUGCGAUUGCCACCCUGCAUCAGGCGAAGGUGUUAUAAGCACCGAGCUGCUACAGCCGUGCCCACCAUCACUCGAACAAGAGGCGUUGUUGGAGAGGAUUCAGGAGCUGGAAGAUGGGCUGCGGGAACGGGAGGAGGAGGCUGCCAAGUCUGAGGCGCGGUUCCUGCAGACCAAGGCAUGGUCCAAAACUCGCAUUCGGCAGCUGGAGGAUGAGCUACGCAGCCUCAGGAGUGACUCGGCUGUGGAGCUGCCGUCUCUGAGGUCCCGGGUCUCCGAGCUGGAGGAGGAGCUGUCCCGCUACACCCACGUCCACGCCCACAACGAGGAGCUUGCAUCACGGCUGCACGUGUUUGAGCAGCUGGAGCGCGUGAUGCAGUUGGACCUGGAGCAAGCGGUGCUGCACAACUCAGCGAAGGAUGGCGAGAAGGAUGUCCAUCGUGUCAUCUCGCAGGACUCGGUGGUCAGUGGAACCAUGGAAGAGAGAGAGGGACUGAUUGAAGAUGACUGGCUGUUUCCGGGGUACUCUGAGCAUCCAUCCUUUGUUGGGGGAGCAUCUGGGACGGGCAAAGGACAAGCCCCUCGCAGCCUCCUUAGAGCAGAAGAUGAGCCUAGAGGGCAGCUGGCCAAUGAUGGCAGACUUGCUGCAACACGUGAAGCAAGAAGUUUACAGUCCAAGAGAGUGUCUCCUCUGGGAGAGGGCGAGAGUUUGGCUGACCUGUGGGAUGAUUACAGUGUGGAUCAUGCAGUGUCCAUUCCCUCCCAGGGGCAUGUGCCCAGUCCUGAAUACCCCUUGCUGUGUGACACCUCUGCUGUUCGAGGUCUUCGCUCUGUGGUGGGAGACCUUGAGCUGGAGAGGAACCAACUACAGCAGCAGAUCCAGGAGCUGGAGGAGCAGCUCGAGGAGAUGGACACACGGCAAAGCCUACAAGUCCGUACCAACGGACUGCAGGCGGAGGUUGAGCGUUUGAAGAGCCAGCUGAGCCAGCUGCGGAAUGAGAAGAGCCAAGACGAAGAGAGCCACCACUCCACAAUGAGCAACCUGUGCGACCGCAUCUCAGUCCUGGUGGAGGAGAACGCUCGCCUUGAGGGGGCCCUGCAGGAGAAGGAACGUGCCCUGAACUCUGAGUCUGCCCAUGCGGCUCGGUUUCAGGCCACGGAGGCUUCGCUCGCAGAGGCAGUCGCCGCCCUCUCCACACUCUCCGCCAAGUUGAGUACAGCCGAGACGCAGCUGCAGGAAGCGGCGGUGAAGAGGCGCGCCAGUGAGGCAGAGUGUUCCGAGCUGCGGGUGGCCGUGGACGACCGCAACAAGCAGCUGGCAUUGAAAACAACCAAGCUUCAGCUGCUCGAGGAGCAGGAGAACAGUGCGCGUGCAGAAUCAGAGCAUCUGGCUGAGGAACUGGAGCGACUCAACCUCUCGUUCAUGGAGGAGCGAGCCCAUCUCAUUGCAACGCUACAGGAGCGUGAGCGUGAGGCCGAUCGCCUGCAAGAGGCCGAGGCAGAGGCGUCCACUUGCCAGGGCGAUGUGACGGAGCCAUCGGAGCGAAUCGCUCGAUUCCCCGAAUCCCGCCCACUCGCCCACACCCGCCACUCCCAGGCCAAGCGGCUCCUCUGGGAUGAGAUGAGCGCUGGCCUUGAGCGCCAACUGGGAGAAGCCAGGGAGAUGCUGGCAGCAGCCGUGGAGGAGGCAAGCAAGGGCAAGGCAGAGGGCAUACGUCUAGAGGGAAAGGUGGCGGUGGAGGUGGAAAGGGGCAGAAAGACCUACGAACAACUGCAAAAGGCAUUGGCCACUCUCCAGGAAAAGGAACGGGAGAUCGUGACGAUGCAAACAGAAUACCUGGGAAAAGAGCGAGAGAUUUCGAUGUUAAAAACGGAGUGUGCAUUCAAGGAGCAAGAUAUCGGGAUACUCAAAGCCAAGCACCAGGACAAAGAGGAAGAGAUUGUGAUGAUGCACAUGAAGCACCAGGACAUGGAGCAAGAGAUCAUGAUGUUAAGAUUGAAAUGGGAGGAAAACGAGGGAAUGAUUGCAUCGCGAGAUGUAGAGCACCUAGAUAUGGAGCGAGAAAUCGUGAAGCUAAAAACGGAACACAAGACCAAGGAGCAAGAACUCGCGAUGCUAAAAGCAGAACGUGAAGACAAAGAGCGUGAGAUUGUGGCAAUGCACACAAAACACAGAGACAGUGAGCGGGUAAUUGCCAUGAUAAAUGCGGAAGGCCAGAAUAUGGAACUAAAGAUUGCGGUACUAAAAGCAAAAGGUGAGGACCAGAAACGAGAGAUUACAACACUAAAUGUGCAACUUCAGGACAUGGAACGAGAGAUGAUAUCGCUGAAGCAAGAGAUGGUGACAUUAAGCACUCGGUACCAGGACAAGGAGCGAGAAAUCGCGACACUGAAUACGCAGUGCCAAGGCAAGGAGCAAGACAUUGCGAAGUUACAUUUGGAAUGGAGGAACAAAGAACAAGAAAUCAAGAUGCUGAAUGUGAAAUGUCAAGACAGGGAUCGAGAGAUAGCGACCCUGCAUGCACUGCAUCAAGAGAAGGACCGCAAAAUGUCUACACUUCUGCUGAAUGCUGAGAACAGUGCAGCAGCCCUUGCGCAGAAAGACACCGAGCUGAGGGAGCUUACCGACACCGCGUCAUUGCAGCGCAAAGCGGCACUUGCAAGAGCAUCCCAGCUCCAGUCUCGCUUGGCAGCCAAGGAGAGCAUGAUCAGAGAUCAAGAGGCACAGGUGUCGAGUUCGCCGACGACCGCUGAGAGACACAGGGAGGAGGUGGAGAGGGCCGAGUUGCGUGCGGCGCUGGCGCGGCAGGCGGAGGAUGGCGAUCGAGAACGUGCGGCACUGGGGGCUCAGGUGCAAGGUCUGCAACGCAACCUGCAGGAGGCACAAGGCCGUUACGAGCAGCUGAGAGUGCACUCGCUGGCCCUGCAGCAGCAGCUUGCGCUGCUUGCCAAUCGGCCAUGCUCCCAGGGGGAAGGUCAGUAUGAAGAUGUGGGCCCUCCUGGAGCUCCUCGCCACAAGCCUUCUCUGCCAUCCAAGCCUUCGCCUGGCCUCCAUCACCUAGGAGAAGCCAGGAGUGCAGGGGUGUUUGAACUUCCCUCCGUAGACCAGCACACCGUGGUAGUUGACUGGGAAGGAGGUGAUGCAGACGAUGGUGAUGACUGCAUUGGAGAGCGCGGGCAAUGGGGAGAUGAGGCAGAAUCGCUGGUUUAUGACCCACGGCACCACCCACUGACCCGGCAGGUCCGGCGGAUGGGGUUCUGUGUGCGGCACUGGCUACGCGGGAGAGCUCGCUACUGCUCAGCCCACACUCACUCCCGCAAGAGCUUUGCCGCCGCUCUCUACCUCCUCGCCAUGCACCUCCUGCUCGUCUACCUCCUUGUUUGGUGAUGCUCUCACUACUGCCGCCGCCCUCAGAAAGAUUCGUGGAAAUUGGCUUUUCAGUGCACAGGCAGUGUGAAGCCCAUUCGCGACAGGAAGAAAACGGCAGAGCGACGGACCUAGUUCUUUACGGAAACAGGGCAAUGCCUUUGAAGCGAAGGUCAACGUCACAUUAAACUAUUUUUGUUCUUGGUUCUUUCGGUAAAGUCACGUUGAAGGGAAAAAAUAAAAUAAUAAAAAAUAUAUAAAACAAUAAAAUUCUCACGACGUUUCGACUGCAACACAAGCAGUCAUCA
Petromyzon marinus (sea lamprey) is the source of this 6853-nucleotide messenger RNA. RefSeq lists its product as uncharacterized. The record is from RefSeq and is a predicted model, not a curated record. Gene Ontology annotation, cellular component: Golgi apparatus. Lineage: Eukaryota; Metazoa; Chordata; Hyperoartia; Petromyzontiformes; Petromyzontidae.